Lepus europaeus (European hare) is the source of this 1353-nucleotide messenger RNA. RefSeq names its product tripartite motif-containing protein 64-like. Lineage: Eukaryota; Metazoa; Chordata; Mammalia; Lagomorpha; Leporidae. The record is from RefSeq and is a predicted model, not a curated record. The transcript has 6 exons. The coding region runs from base 1 to 1353 and encodes 450 amino acids. Gene Ontology annotation, molecular function: protein binding.
AUGGAUCCAGCCACGUUGCAAGUCUUCCAGCGGGAACUCACAUGCCCAAUUUGCGUGAACUUCUUCCUAGACCCAGUCACCCUAGACUGUGGGCACAACUUCUGUAGAUCUUGUCUUUGUCUGAGCUGGGAGGAAGCUGAGACUCCCAUGUGCUGCCCCAUGUGUAAGGAGAUGUCAGAGAAGACCAACUUCAAAACCAAUGAUGUGCUCAAGAAGCUGGCUGCUGCUUCCAGACAGUACCAAUUGAACCAGGUCAGCAGGUUGCAGGAGCAGUACCCUGUGGCACAGAUGGAAGCAGAAGGGAUCCUCAAUGAUGCUGACAAGAGUCUAGACUGUGAGCCUCUCUCUGAAUGCCCACAGCCCGAGACACAUGGCCACACCAUGGUGGAAUGUGCUGCUGAGGAGUCCCGGGAAAAACUUUUAAAGGAAAUGAAUACUUUAUGGGAACGUUUCCAGGAAUUGAAAAACAAUGUGAUGCAGGAAAUUAAAAAGGCACAUUCAUUCAAGGAAUAUGUGUCCAUAAAGGAGUUGAUGAUAAAAGUUCAGUACCAGAAGUUGCAUAUACUUCUCUACGAGGAGGAGCAACUGCAGCUGCAGGCCCUGCACAGAGAAGCACAGGAGAUUUCCCAGCAGCUCAAGGACAGUGAGAUGAGAAUGACCCAGCAGAAACACCAGGUGAAAGAAACGUACAGAGAGCUGGCUGAGGCAUGCCGGAAGCCUGACCUGGAGUUACUGCAGGAUAUGGGGAGUGUAUUAGAAAGAGCAGAACUGGUACAGACACUCAAUCCCCAGCCAGUUAACCCAGAGCUGACGUUAUGGCACAUCACUGGACUCACAGAGAUGCUAUACAACUUCAAAGUGGAUCAUGGUCUGAAGAAGGAAGUGGCCCGCAACUACUUAAGGCUCUCUGAGGACCUCAGAAGUGCAAUAGUUGGAGAAGAACAUCGCGGUGUCCCCAGCCAUUCCCAGAGAGCAGAGAGCUUUGCUGUGUGGGGUGCUCAGACCUUCACCUCUGGCAAGCAUUACUGGGAGGUGGAUGUGUCAUCCUCUUCCAAUUGGAUUUUGGGAGUCUGCUAUGAUUCCAGCACAAGUGAUACCAGUGACAUUCUUAAUCUCGAAGAAGCAUUUCUCCUGGCCUCCCUGAAGAGUAACAACCAUUACGUCCUUUCCACCAGUGUUCCACCCUUAACUCACUAUGUGAAAAUGCCCCUGAGUAGCGUUGGGGUGUUUCUGGAUUGUGACCAUGGAACAGUGAGUUUCUAUGACGCUGACAUAGGUUCCCUCAUACAUUGUAGUGAUCCAACCCACUUUACUUCUCCUCUGAACCCCUUUUUGUGCCUUUGUCCCCCAUGA